Phyllostomus hastatus (greater spear-nosed bat) is the source of this 2176-nucleotide messenger RNA. RefSeq names its product complement factor H-like. NCBI's taxonomy places the organism in Eukaryota, Metazoa, Chordata, Mammalia, Chiroptera, Phyllostomidae. The record is from RefSeq and is a predicted model, not a curated record.
AUGUGCCGCCUACACAAGAGUACUGGGGCAAAAUUACUUGUACAACAGACGGAUGGUCGCCUAAAGUGCUAUGUUCCCAAUCCCAAUGGGCAUGUUUAUGGACCCUAUGCUUACCUUUCCCUCCUGCUUCUCUCCCAUUUAGUCACAUGUUUAAAAUCGGAUAUAGAAAUUGAGAAUGGAUUUUUUUCUGAAUCUCAACUGUCAUACCUCUUAUAUAAAGAAACACAAUACAAGUGCAAACAAGGUUACUUAACAGAAGAUGGUCAGACAUCAGGAACGAUCACGUGUCUGCAGCGUGGAUGGUCCCCUCACCCCAGGUGCAUUAAAUCUUGUGAUAUGCCAGUGCUUGAGAAUGCCAGAGCCAGAAGUGGCAGCACGUGGUUUAAGGUCAAUGACAGGUUGGACUAUGAGUGCCAGGAUGGAUAUAGAAACGGAGACGGACGCACCACAGGCUUCAUAGAGUGUGGUCACAGUGGCUGGUCUGGUACACCCUCCUGUCACGAAAAGGAAUGCAUUGUUCCUGAUAUAGAACAAAAUAAUUUGUUCAGCCCCAGAAAGAGAAAUAUUUCAUUGGGAGACGUGUUGAAAUUCUCCUGCAGACAAAGACUGAAACUUGUUGGACCAGAUUCAACUCAGUGUUACAACUUUGGGUGGUCUCCAGAUCCUCCAACAUGUAAAGUGGAAGUGAAACCGUGUGGUCCACAUCCUCAGCUCCCCAAUGGGACAGCUACAAACACGCCGAAAGAAGAACAUGAACACGGUGAAGUUGUGGAGUACGUCUGCGACCCCAGGUUUCUGCUGAAGGGUUCUCAGAGAAUUCAGUGUGUUGAUGGGGAGUGGACAUCCUUGCCCCGGUGUACUGAGGAGAACAGCACAUGUGAAGACAUACCUGACAUGGUUCACGGCUCCGUCUAUUCCCAGGAGCAUCCCUAUCACCAUGGAGAGUCUGUGCAGGUCAGCUGCACAGAAGGGUUCACAAUGGUGGGGCCCAGAUCAGUUACAUGUUUGAAGGGAAAGUGGACCCAACCACCUGAGUGCAUUGAAACAGGUAACAUUAAGACAUGUAAAUUACGAAGGUCACACGAAUAUAAGCCACUCCGGUCAUAUAGGGUUGACUAUGACCAUAAUGAGCAAGUGAAUUACACGUGCCAAAGAAGGUCAGAGCAGAAGCACUCAGUCUGCAUCAAUGGAAGAUGGAAUCCCGAAGUGAACUGCACAGAAAUACCAAGAUGUCCACCUCCUCCUCAGAUUCCCAAAUCUCAAAAUAUGACGACCACAGUGAAUUAUCAGGAAGGAGAAGCAAUCUCUAUUCUCUGUCAAGACAAUUCUCUGAUUCUGGAAGCAGGAGAUCUCGUGUGCCAGGGUGGAAUCUGGAAGUCAGUCCCACGCUGCAUUGGACUUCCUUGUGGACCACCACCUUCAGUUUCCAAUGGGGCUGCACUGAACAGGAAAAACAGAUAUGAGUAUGGAGAAGAAUUUACCUACAAGUGUGCCCGAGGAUUUACCAUUCAUGGACCUGCAUCUGUGAUAUGUUCAGGAGGAAAAUGGAGCCCUCCCCCAGAAUGCAUAAAAACAACUUGUCCUUCCCCACCCAGCUUUGAUAAUGCCGAACCCACAAACGUAAACAAGAACAAGAAAGUAUAUCAGUCAGGAGAUGAAGUAGCUUACAGAUGUCGACAGCCCUACCAAAUGGAUGGAUCCAAUGUUGUUCGCUGUAUGACUGGCAGAUGGAUAGGGACGCCCACAUGCAGAGAUAAUUCCUGUGGGAGUCCACCCAUAGUCGAAAAUGCCACUAUACAAAGCAGGAUGACUCGGUAUCAGUCUGGUGACAGAGUACGUUACGAAUGCAAGAAAUCUUUGGACCUCUUUGGGGAUGUAGAGGUGACCUGUUUGAAUGGGAACUGGACAAAUCCACCUCAGUGCAAAGAGUCCAAAGGAAACAUGUGGGCCCCCCUCCAACCAUCGACAAUGGGGACAUCACCACAUUCCCAUCAGCCGUCUACGCUCCAGGAGACUCGGUGGAGUACAAAUGCCAGGCCUACUAUAAACUUCAGGGAAACAGGAUAAUAAGAUGUCGUGAUGGAGAGUGGUCACAACCACCCAAAUGUUUAGAGGCAUGUGUAAUAUUAGAAGAAAUGAUGGAAAAACAUAACAUACAGUUAAAAUGGAAACAGGA